Messenger RNA from Peromyscus californicus insignis, 1954 nucleotides. RefSeq names its product elongator acetyltransferase complex subunit 5 (gene Elp5). Gene Ontology annotation, cellular component: elongator holoenzyme complex; cytosol; nucleus. The coding region runs from base 1171 to 1719 and encodes 182 amino acids. NCBI's taxonomy places the organism in Eukaryota, Metazoa, Chordata, Mammalia, Rodentia, Cricetidae. The transcript has 5 exons. Gene Ontology annotation, molecular function: tRNA binding. Gene Ontology annotation, biological process: tRNA wobble uridine modification. The record is from RefSeq and is a predicted model, not a curated record.
UUGGUCUGUCUGUCUGUGCUGCACAUUGUGGGUGCCGGGUGCCUGCAGAGGCCAAAAAUAGGGCACUGGAUCCCGUGUAAGUGAAGUUACGGGUGGUUGGUUGUAAGACACCAAGAGGUUGCUGGGAAUGGAGCUCAGGUCCUCUGAAGAACAACCAGUGCUCUUCCCUGCAGAGCACCUCUCCAGCCCGUCACUGUUCUGCUUUGUUCUCUUUAUGUACCUGUUGUUCUGUGGGUGGUUCCGUCUCUAGGUCUCCACCUUCUUUGAAUGUAAGGUCUCAUAUAUUCCUUAUGGCCAGAAGAAUCAACGCUGCCCUCACCUGGUAUGUAGCCAAAGAUGACCUCAAACAACUUUUUUUUUCCUGAGAAUUUUAUGUUGUCACAAAUUACAUCUUUAUACAUUAUGUGCUCUUUUUCUACAUUAAGUCUCAGUGUACUGAGACGGUUUCUUUUGUUUGCUUGGUUGGUUUUGGUUUUUUGUUGUUACUGUUUUUGAGUUUUGGUUUUGGUUUUUUGAGACAGGGUUUCUCUGUGUAUCCAUGGCUAUCCUAGAAUUCUCUCUGUAGACGAGGCUAGCCUUGAACUCACAGAACUCUGCCUACGUCUGCCUCCCCAGCUCUGGGAUUAAAGGUUUCUUUUUUUUUUUUAUUAUUUGAAUAAUUUUUUUAAAAAUGUAGUUAAGUCAUAUUUCCCUUCCAUGCGCACCUCAAAUUCAUGGCUUCUUUUUCUUUAAUUAUUGUUACAUAGAUCUAUAUUCCUAAUUAUAUAACUAUAGGCUGUUCAGUUCAUAUAAUGUUACUUAUAUGUGUAUGAUUUCAAGGCUGACCACUUGGUAUUCUGUAACAAACUGGGGGGCUUUUCCCUUGGGAAGAUUGUUUCUCCCACUCAGGAUUCCUGGUUGCCUGUAGUUGUUUGUCUAGAGGCCCUGUGAAAUUUUUUUCCUCUUCCAUGUUAGCAUGUCUGAUGUCUCCUUUGUUUGGGUCUUGUUUAGGCAGCCAUGUUAACGAGACUUGACGGGUAUAGCUUCUCUGACAUUGCUAGAAGAUGAAAUCUGAGAGAGAGGACUUGAGAGAUGGCUCAGCGGUUAAGAGCAGUCGCUGCUCUUCCAGACGCCCUGAGUUCAAUUCCCAGCACCCACAUGGUGGCUCACAACCAUCAGUAAUGGGAUGUGAUGCCCUCUUCUGGUGUGCAUGAAGACAGAGCACUCAUAGACAUAAAAUACAGGGGUGCUGACUCCGUAGUAGAGCAGGCACGUGUGCUGGGCCUGAUCCAUGAAGAUCUUCAUGGUCCCGGCCCCACUGGAGCGCUGAGCACCCUUGCUCACACAGAGGUGACUCUGAGUGGUAAAAUGGGCCAGACUUCAGCCUCCAUCCUCUGUCGAAGGCCCCACCAACGUGCAACUUACCAGACUUGGUGGUUCUCCAUUCUUCCUGACUUCAGCCUGGAUCUCCGUGAGCGGCUUCCCCUCCAUUCUGAACUACACCCAGAUCCUCACACAACCCAGGUGGAUCCCACGACUCAUUUGACCUUUAACCUUCACUUAUCCAAGAAAGAAAGAGAAGCCAGAGACAGCCUCACUCUGCCUUUCCAGUUCAGCUCUGAAAAACAGCAAGCUCUGCUCCGCCCUGGACCAGGCCAGACAACUAGCCACAUCUUCUAUGAGCCAGAUGCUUUUGAUGACGUGGACCAAGAAGAUCCAGAUGAUGACCUAGACGUUUGACUAGACAAAUGGAAUAGGAAGACUGUGGCUCAGAACCGUCCUGUUCGCCAGGGACCUCACCUGGUCCCUCCCUCCCUGUUUUGCUGUGUCUGUGGAGGGCCUGUCCUGUGAGCCAAGGAGUACCAUAUAAUUGGGGCAAAGAAGUGUGGUGAGAGCAUAGUGUAUAGCAAGAGGAUAAGAACCCCCUCUUCCCAUGCCAUUUCUAAUAAAAGAGAUGUAUGUGUACAUAUAUAAA